UUUAUUAAAAGCAUAAACAUUUUAUUGGUGUUUAGCUCAGUUAAAUAUCAAAAUGAAGUUGGCCGUCGUGUUUCUCUGCCUGAUGCCGUUCGUGCUCAGUGCCAGCGUCAACGAGAGAUUCAUCGAGUCUUUGCUCGGGGGAUACGACAUCGUUGCUCUCGCUAAGCAACUUUUGUCCCAGUUCGGAACUGAUGAGACCGAACAACAGUGUGAGACCCAGCUUUGCCCACCUCUCUUGGACACAAUUGAUGGACACAAUGCGCUAAUCACCCACCUUGUCUGCGCCGCAGUAUGCAAAGAGGCGCAAGUUCUCUCCUCCCACUACCUGUCGUCUGCUGCUCCAAUUGGUGGAAAAUAAACCGAAAAAGACAAAUCUGAAACAAUAAUUUAUUUCGUGUUCUUAUAAUCAUAUGUUAUCUGUCAAAUAAAUAUCCAUGUGUU
Messenger RNA from Dreissena polymorpha, 441 nucleotides. RefSeq lists its product as uncharacterized. Lineage: Eukaryota; Metazoa; Mollusca; Bivalvia; Myida; Dreissenidae. The record is from RefSeq and is a predicted model, not a curated record. The transcript is spliced from 3 exons. Bases 53 to 358 code for a protein of 101 amino acids.